GAGAACAUGCCUCUUGCAAGGGAUUUCUUUCAUCCCUCUCCAGAAGAGAAGAUGAAACACAAGAAGAAGUGCUUGCUGCAGAGCCCCAGUUCCUAUUUCAUGGAUGUGAAAUGCCCGGGAUGCUAUAAAAUCACCACCGUCUUUAGCCAUGCACAAACAGUAGUUUUGUGUGUUGGCUGCUCUACUGUCCUCUGCCAGCCUACAAGAGGAAAAGCAAGGCUUACAGAAGGUUGCUCCUUCAGACAGAAGCAGCACUAA
This is a messenger RNA of Balaenoptera ricei (Rice's whale), 258 nucleotides long. RefSeq names its product small ribosomal subunit protein eS27-like. Gene Ontology annotation, molecular function: structural constituent of ribosome; RNA binding. Lineage: Eukaryota; Metazoa; Chordata; Mammalia; Artiodactyla; Balaenopteridae. The record is from RefSeq and is a predicted model, not a curated record. The coding region runs from base 7 to 258 and encodes 83 amino acids. Gene Ontology annotation, cellular component: cytosolic small ribosomal subunit; ribosome. The transcript has a single exon. Gene Ontology annotation, biological process: translation; ribosomal small subunit assembly.